AUGACGACCCCCCCCAGCUCAUUCCAGCAGGAGCCCCUGAACCCCCCCAGCUCAUUCCAGCAGGAGCCCCUGACCCCCCCCAGACCCCCCCACUCCUCCCUGAAGCCCAACCAGGUGGGUCAAGUGGUUCUGUAUGGUGUACCCAUCGUCUCCUUGGUGAUCGACCAUCAGGAGCGGCUGUGUCUGGCCCAGAUCUCCAACACUUUGCUGAAGAACUACAGCUAUAACGAGAUCCACAACCGCCGCGUGGCGCUGGGUAUCACCUGUGUUCAGUGCACCCCGGUCCAGCUGGAGAUCCUGAGGCGAGCUGGCGCCAUGCCCAUCUCCUCCCGCCGCUGUGGCAUGAUCACCAAGCGAGAGGCGGAGCGGCUGUGUAAGUCCUUCCUGGGGGAGAACAACCCCCCCAAACUGCCUGACAACUUCGCCUUUGAUGUGUCACACGAGUGUGCCUGGGGUAGUCGUGGUAACUUCAUCCCAGCGCGCUACAACAGCAGCAGAGCCAAGUGCAUCAAGUGUUCCUACUGCAGCAUGUACUUCUCUCCAAACAAGUUCAUCUUCCACUCUCACCGUACUCCUGAAGCCAAGUACAUCCAGCCGGACGCUGCUAACUUCAACUCCUGGAGACGCCACCUGAAGCUGUCAGAUAAAGCCCCUCCUGAUGACCUGGCGUUUGCCUGGGAGGAUGUGAAGGCCAUGUUUAAUGGUGGCAGCAGAAAGCGGUGUCUACCCUCAUCUCACUGCUCCGCCAUGGGGCCGGGGAAGGUUGUGAACUCUGGUCUGCCCCACAUGAUGACCCCUGACCUGGUCCAGAAGAGGAGCCGCUUCGAGGAGGAGGAGGACCUGGAUGGAAGCAGCCUGUCUCCCCGUAAGAACACUCGCAGCUACCCGGUGAUCCCUGUGCCCAGUAAAGGGUUUGGCAUGCUGCAGAAGUUCCCCCCUACCUCCCUGUUCCCCAACCCUUACUCCUUCCCAGCCUUCAGCCUCUGUCAUCAGAAGAAAGAUGACAGUGAGGUGGCUGGAGGACAGAAGAACACUGGUCUAUCAGGUCUGCUGUGGCCCGGUCGUAAAGACACCUUCUAUCCUCCAUUCUGCAUGUUCUGGCCCCCUAGGACUGCUGGGGGCCUCCCAGUGCCCACCUACCUGCAGCCACAGCGCUCCGUCAACACUCUGUCCUCAUUGGCCGAGAGCUCCUCCCUCAGGCAGGCCUUCCUCGACCUAUCAGAGCCCCCACACCCAGGGGCGGGGCCAGGCAUGGGAGCCACAGCCAGGUCAGGUCUGUUUGACCUUGACUCCUCCACCCUGACCUCUGACUUGCACCCUGUGACCUCAGAGGGCUGGCUGAAGGUGUUGGACACCCCGUCUCUCCAGGCUAGGAAAGCCUACUACCACUCAGCCUUCCGACCCGUCGUCAAAGAUGCAGAAAGCAUCGCCAAGCUCCAUGGCAACCUGGAUGAGUUUGGGUCAGAGCUCCACCUGUCCCCCGGGACCAGCUGCAGCUACGCCUCUGAGAGCGGAGGAGAGGGGGAGGAAGAGCGAGAAGAGAGUGAGGAGGAAGGAGAGGUGGAUGUAGAGACCAAGCAGGAUGAGGAAGAGGAACAUUUCAAAAGACCAACCCCACCACAGGCACACAGCGGCCUGCACCUCCGAGGGCAAAGUGAAGGAUCAGGACUAUGGGAGAGAAGAGAGAAAGAGGCUGUCAACUUCCCCUGCAGUCCUGCAGAUCACAGCCAGGACCAGAGCAGUACAAGCCUGCCUGCCUCUCAUCCUGCUCCCCCUGCCAGCCUCACACUCUCUCUCCCCAGCCCCACACACACCCCGCUGCAACUGGAGGACCAGUCCUACAAACAUGUCAAAACUAAUAAAAGCAGAGACCAUGGACUGCCUGUUUAUGCAACCAAAGAAAACUCCAAAACAGCUGAUGAAAACAAAGAACCUAGCAACUUCUUUGUAUCAGAGACUAAAUCAUCUGACCCUGAGUACUGGAGAGAGAUGGCAGGGGAUCAAACUCAAGAUGGAAGUUCCCCUGUUCCACUAAAGGAGGAUGUUGAGAACAUGGAGAAAGAGGAACUCCAGAAGGUUCUAUUGGAACAGAUCGAUCUACGAAGACGACUAGAACAGGAGUUCCACGCUCUGAAGGGAAACUCCCCCUUCCCUGUGUUCCGUCUACCUCUCAGUCUCUAA
This is a messenger RNA of Oncorhynchus nerka (sockeye salmon), 2181 nucleotides long. RefSeq names its product SKI family transcriptional corepressor 2-like. The transcript is spliced from 5 exons. Gene Ontology annotation, molecular function: SMAD binding; DNA-binding transcription factor activity, RNA polymerase II-specific; RNA polymerase II cis-regulatory region sequence-specific DNA binding. The coding region runs from base 1 to 2181 and encodes 726 amino acids. The record is from RefSeq and is a predicted model, not a curated record. Lineage: Eukaryota; Metazoa; Chordata; Actinopteri; Salmoniformes; Salmonidae. Gene Ontology annotation, biological process: negative regulation of BMP signaling pathway; negative regulation of transcription by RNA polymerase II. Gene Ontology annotation, cellular component: transcription regulator complex; nucleus.